UCAUAAUCCACACAUAAAAUAAAAUUUUGGCUCAUCAAUAUGAGAAACAUGUCUCAUCAUUCAUCACUGACGUUGAAUUCCAAUAUACACGCCUAUUUCAUUUUGUUAUAAAACAAGAUGACUAAAUGAAUCUUUGCAGGUUUCUUUCCCAAAGUUGAUGACACUAGUUCUCGAUAAUUGUGUAAACUCAAGAGAGAUACAUCCUUGGAAUCUUCAGGCUAGCAAAAUAAGUUUAAAAUUCUUGGACGUAGCGAAUCUGGACAAGUUAAUUGUGAGAAAUUGUAGUGAGGUGGCAGAGGUUUUUCAACUUGAGGGGCUAAAUGUUGGAGAAGGACAACAUGUUAGGCCAUUAAUUGAAGUAAGAAUGAUGGAAUUGGAUGGAUUACCUCAAUUGACAUGUUUGUGGAACAAGGAUCCCCAUGGAAUUCUGGGCCUUCAAAGCCUACAAUACCUAACAAUUAAGAAAUGUUCCCUCUUGAGAAAUCUAUUCACAUGUUCCACCGCCAUGGCACUUCAACAACUUAAAGUACUUCAUUUGGAGUCUUGUCCAGUAAUGGAAGAAAUUAUAGCAGCAACAGAGGAUGGGCUCAAGGAAGUGAUUGAUGUGAUUGAAUUCCCAAAGUUAGAGUGGCUAAUACUGAAAGAUCUACCAAACCUCAACAAUUUUUGUAAUGCAAACUAUAAUUUUAAUUUGCCAUCAUUAAACAGAGUUGUUCUGAAGAGGUGUCCGGAUAUGCACAACUUUACUUUGGGACAAGUACGCAUGUCACAGAUAUUUAUAAGUACACGUGGUAAUGAAGGCCUUUGGACAGAAGAUCUCAAUAAGUAUUUAGAGGAACGACUUCUGAAAGGAGAGGAAUGCGCAACCGUGGAUGAAAGUGAUUUUGACAUCGAAGAAGAACAGUUCUCUAACCUUUAAUGGCUAAAUGAGUAAAAUAUGAUCGAGUUCAAGUUGCUGAGAUUGGAGUAUGCUGGAUUACCCUCCUACAGUCAAUGGCAAACUUAUUGUUUCUUCCAAUAAGUUAAAAAAUAAAAAAUAAAUUUUUAGAUGAUUUCUAAUUCCCGUCAUUUGUGUCUACGUUGUCAUAUACUACUACAUUAGUGUGUUUAUUGCAAAACUAUUCAGCUACCUAUAGUUGUAUAAGAAAUGAUAUAUAUAUAUAUAUAUACAUGUGUGUGUGUGUGUGUGUGUGUGGUAGUAAUAAACCUAAAUGUAAUGUCA
Messenger RNA from Camellia sinensis, 1222 nucleotides. The record is from RefSeq and is a predicted model, not a curated record. NCBI's taxonomy places the organism in Eukaryota, Viridiplantae, Streptophyta, Magnoliopsida, Ericales, Theaceae.